This is a messenger RNA of Paramecium sonneborni, 998 nucleotides long. NCBI's taxonomy places the organism in Eukaryota, Ciliophora, Oligohymenophorea, Peniculida, Parameciidae. The record is from the annotation of a GenBank genome assembly.
AUGAAUUUAAUCAAAAGAAGAAAACUAAACAAAAUUCAUAAAACUAAAAAAAAUAUAGAAAAUCGUUAACAAGAUCCAUACAUUGGAGAGUAUUAUGAAGCACCAUCUUAUACAUUAGAUAAUAAAUACUUAUUAACUGGAUAUCGUAUUAACUAUAAUACUUUCUAACUUGCAUUAAGUAAAUAUCAAAUAAUAAUCUAAUCUAGAAAGUAUAUUUCAUUAACAUAAUGAAACUUGUAAUAUAUGGUCACAUUUGUUGCCUUUAUUCUUUUUUUUAGGUUUACUUAUUUAUUCUUAGAUUAAAUAGAUUGCCCCAUUUAUAUCUUUUAUGAAAGAAUAAGAAAAUCAUUAUUCUGAUAUAUAAUUAUGGCCACUAUAAUAUUGUUUGUUAUGUGCAAUCAUUUUAUUCACUAUUUCCACCAUUUAUCAUACUUUCUUUUGUGUGAAUAAAACUUUAAGUUGUGUACUUUUAAGAUUAGAUUAUGGGGGAAUUUGUUUAGUUGCAAGUGGAGGAAUAAUACCAGUAAUACAAUAUGGAUUCUAUUGUAAUCAAUAAAUUAAAGAUGUUUACACUAUCAUGAUUAUUCUACUUUGUUUUUUGACCUUUAUAUCAAGUCUAUUUGAUUAUAUGCACAAAGAAAGUUUUGUAGUAUAUAAAGCACUUAUUUAUGCCAUCUUUUUUACAUUGAUUUUUAUUCCAAUCUUUCAUUUAAUGAUAUUCAGCAGGUAAAAUUUAUUGGGAGGUCAUUUCCAUUUUUAUGACACUGAAAACUAUUUUAUGAUUAUGCUCUUUUUCUUAAUAUCAGGUAUAACAACAUAUGCUUCAAGGUUUCCUGAAAGAUGUUUUCCAAGAAAAUUUGAUAUCUUUGUAUAAUUGUUCUUUAUUCUAGAUCAAUAGUCAUACCAUUUGGCAUAUCUUUGUAGUCUUAUCCUAUUCAACUGCUUAUAUUAUGUCUCUUAAUAUGUACACAAUUAGAGAGAACUACAAAUGCACAUGA